Messenger RNA from Caenorhabditis auriculariae, 4282 nucleotides. The record is from the annotation of a GenBank genome assembly. Lineage: Eukaryota; Metazoa; Nematoda; Chromadorea; Rhabditida; Rhabditidae.
AUGCUGCUCGCGGCGAUCAUCGUGGCGCUGGCGACGUGCCAGACGGCACUCGCCGUCUUCGAGUGCAGCUCGACGGAGACGACAGCGUUCGUCAGAAUCGCUCGCGCCCGUCUUGACGGAACUCCUGUCGUCAUCUCCACUGCCGGUCAGCCAUUUUCUUGAAAAGAAAUACAUUUUUCUGGCGCCGAAGAUCAUCAUUCAAAAAUGACAGAUUUCGCAACAAUUUUUCGAAAAGCUUAUAAAAAAAUUAAGAAUAAAAUAAGAAUUACACUUCUUUUUAAUCUUGUAAUUUGUGUUUUUUUCUGCUUUUUUUCAACCGUUCAAAACCUUCCUUGUUUUCCAUUUUUCUAUCAAAUACGUUUUUUUUUUUCAUUUUUUUUUAAACUCAGAAAGAUCCAAAAAAUGUUCCAUCAUCCCUUUCUGUUUCUCCUAUGAAUCACUGGGAAAAUGUGCCUGAGAAAUAAGAAAAAAAUAGGUAACUUUGGCCAAAAAAAGAUAUCGGAUACUGAAGAAUGCGCGCCGAACGAUAGUGCGACCUAGUUCUGCCACAUCCGCUUCGAUUGCCUUUCGUAUUCCAUGAGGCGUAUCAACAAGACAAACAUCCAGAGACAGAAGCUUUCUGUGGAAAAACCACCUGAGAAAGGGCUUUCAGGACACGACUUGACGUGUGCUCAGUACUGCCGCAACAACAUCGAGCCGACUACCGGAGCCCAACGAGUCUGUGCCUCGUUCAACUUCGACGGCCGCGAGACCUGUUACUUCUUCGACGACGCCGCCGUCCCUGCAGGAACCUCGCAGCUGACGGCCAACCCAUCGGCCAACAACUUCUACUACGAGAAGACGUGCAUCCCUGCCGUCACCGCUCACGAAGCCUGCACCUACCGGUAAGGACUAUCUUUUCGCAGAAGGUACACUGUGUUUUGAAGCUCGUUCUCGUUUGAACGCACUCGCAACACUCAGUUGGAAGGCUUCGUCCGCAAAAGUGUGCAGGUCGAAGGUCGUGAGCAGUGUCUGUCGGCCUGUCUCAAGGAGAAAGGAGUUCGUCUGCAAGUCUGCCAACUUCCACUACGCCACCAACCUUUGCGAGCUCUCCGUGGAAGAUCGUCGGUUAGUUUUUUCCCUACAAUCAAUUCCAAUAUGAUCUGUUGAGUGUUGAGUAUUAUGAAACACGCAUGUGCAGUUUUUUUUUGACAUCUAAGAAAUAGCUCAUUUUGAGCGCCGUGAAACAGUUUCAUUUAUUCUGCGUUUCUUUUCUUCUGGCUGAUAUCUCUUGGAAGCAGUAACUUUCAGCUCGAAGCCCACUCAUGUUCGCAUGGCCGAGGGCAUCGAUUACUACGACAACAACUGCCUUUCUCGUGAGUCUUGAGAGUUUUCGAAGUUCGAAAACAUAAUGAAUAGGCCAGAACCGUUGCGGACCAUCUGGAGGAAACCUCGUCUUCGUCAAGACAACAAACUUCGAAAUUCGCUUCUACGACCACACCCAGUCGGUUGAAGCCCAGGAAUCGUACUGUCUGCAGAAGUGCCUCGACUCGUUGAACACAUUCUGUCGGUAAGUCGCCCUUCUAGCGUUUCUAAAUGUUGCAAUCCUCCAAGAUCAUAACCUAAUUCAGAUCUGUCGAAUUCAACCCUAAGGAGAAGAACUGUAUCGUCUCAGACGAAGACACUUUCUCGCGCGCUGAUCAACAAGGCCAAGUCGUCGGAAAGGACUACUACGAGCCGAUCUGCGUGGCUGGUACGCAAUCUCUCUGAUCUAUUUGAUGGGGUCAAAAAUUACCUGCUUCUCUUGUUAAAAUGACAAGGCGGUCAAAAAGGAGGACACACCGGUUGCGGCCCGCAACAACCAGUUUUCUGGGUCAAACGGCGCAAGAUAAGAAAAGGACGACCGGAAUGCGAGUAAAAGGGUGAUCGUACUUCUCUUCCGUGGUGUCACCGCCGUUUGUGUCACAAGAAACGUGUGGAAUAGGAAUCAUUUCAACAAAAGAAAUCCAUUCUUCCCGGAUCGGUUAAUUAACAAUUCAAUUCAAGAAUUCGACCUUUGGAAAACUUUUCAAACAGAGGUAGUGUGUAGAAUUUGAAUUCCUACGAUUUUUUAGAAAACUUUUUUAGGUCAAGAUUAUCUCUUAUAGAUUACCUGGGUUAAUUUUUUUGUUAAAAAUAAAUUAUUCUACAAGUUCAAAAAAGUAGCCGAACCUUAAACCAACAUUGUGCAUCUUUGGAAAAUCAAUAACUCAUAUAUGCGUUUUCACGCCAGAAAUUUCAAUUCAAUCAAAGUUUGAAAGGAAGUUAAGAAAAAAGUUUUCAGCUGACCUUUCUUCCUCGACCUGUCGCCAACAGGCAGCUUUCGAGCGUUUCAUCGGCUCUUCCAUCGAGGGAGAAGUUAGUUCCUUUCCUACCAUUUCUCUUCCGACUGAAAAUAAAGUCGAUAGAUCUGAACAUAGUCGCUGGUUUAUUACUGUUUUAAAUCUAAAGCAAAACUCACCGAUUGGUUUUUUCUUCAUGUAUUGGAUUGUUUCUAUAGCUCGAACGGUAUAGAGUUUGCGGAUUCUGAAUUUUUUUCAAAAAAAUGAACAAUAAUCAAGAUAAAGAAAAUUGAUAAUUAGAAGUCGAAGAAAUGAGUCAAAGUACAGCCUUAUAUGAAAGCUGGUUUUUCCUCUCUUCCAAAUUUGUUCCAACAAAAGAGAACUCUCUUCUCAGGUUGUGGCGUCGGCUCAAGGAGUGACCAUCUCGGACUGCAUUUCCCUUUGCUUCCAAAACCUCAACUGCAAGUCCAUCAACUAUGACAGAACCGCCUCGUCGUGCUUCAUUUAUGCUGUCGGCCGCGCCGACGCCAACAUCAAGGCCGCUCCUUCGAUGGAUUAUUACGAGUUCAACUGCGGUUUGAUCAAUGGCUCCCUUAUCUGAAAAUCUUCUUGUUCUUACAGAAUCGCAGUUUGGUGGAAUGGCUUUGUGCACAAAUGAAGGAAUUCGUUUUAUUGUCAACACCAAGGAGCCGUAUACUGGAGCCAUAUACGCCGCUGAGAGAUUCUCCACCUGCUCUCAGGUAAUUUGUUUUGCAAAAAGCUCUAUUACUCAAAACUAAUAAUCCUUCAGGUGGUUGAGAACGCUAAGCAAAUCUCCAUCACGUUCCCACCGCCCACUGUCACCAGCGACUGCGGAACCGUCAUCAGAGUUGGUAUUUCUAUUUAUCAAUUAGUUGUUCACUGCUAAGAAGCUUCAUUUCCAAAGAUUAAACUUGGAUGGUUGACAGGACGGAAAGAUGGAAGCUCUGGUGGUUGUAUCCUUGGAUGGAGUUCUGCCUCAUCAGGUCACUACCGAAUGGGACCGUUUCUAUCGCGUCUCUUGCGACGUCUCCAUGGACAAGAUGGUCAAGGAAGGCUCCGUCAUCGUCACCACCAUCUACGAGGCUUCGUCGCAAAACACGACCGUCUUGGAUGUCGCCACGCCUCCUCCAGUCACUGCUGAGCUCACGAUCCUGAACCAGCUCGAGGAGCCUCUCCACAAGGUUUUUUAGGUCCAGAGAAAGUAAAAAUAAUGUUAUCCCAGGCGUCCAUCGGUGACCCGCUGCUUCUGGUGAUCACCUCCGAACAGGCUGGACCUCACAACAUGAUGGUGACCGAGUGCACAGCGACGCGCGUCGGAGGCUUCGGCGAUAGCGUCCCUUUCACGCUCAUCGAGAACGGCUGUCCACGAUACCCAGCUCUUGUUGGUCCUGUCGAGCAGGACUUCGACAAGAACCGUCUGAAGAGCGACCUCCGUGCCUUCCGUCUCGAUGGAUCUUAUGACGUCCAGAUCAUCUGCUCUGUCAUGUUCUGCGCCGGUCCCAACGGAUGUCCAGUGGUACGUUGUGAUUAGUUUGAGUUCCUAAAAUUGAGGAUUCAGUCGAACUGCCUGGACUCUGGCACCAACGAGCUGUUCAUGUCUCACGGCCGCAAGAAGCGUUCCGUUUCUGAAGGAGAAACCGAGGAAACUCUCUCGGCCAUCAUUCGCGUCUUCGCCAAGGGAGAGGAAGAAGCUGAGGAGUCCGCGAACCGCACCAUCCACAGGUCCGACUUAGUUAUUCUACUUAGCAUUUGGAUUUCCUUUUUCGGCCUGACGGAAUGAGAAGAAAAAUAAAAACUUGAUCUCCAGGAUGGGCGAGUUCGAGGACCUGGUCUGCCUGUCUGAGGCGUGGUUCGUUUCUUCCGUCGUCUCCGUCUCCGUCGUGUGCCUCCUCCUCUCGGCUCUCAUCGUCGUUUGGGGAUGCCACAAUAUCAAUUCCUCCGCCAACAAGCUCCCAAUGUAA